This is a messenger RNA of Episyrphus balteatus (marmalade hoverfly), 990 nucleotides long. RefSeq names its product homeobox protein 4-like. The coding region runs from base 1 to 990 and encodes 329 amino acids. The record is from RefSeq and is a predicted model, not a curated record. The transcript has a single exon. NCBI's taxonomy places the organism in Eukaryota, Metazoa, Arthropoda, Insecta, Diptera, Syrphidae.
AUGGAAACUAUAAACCCCGCUGAUAGACUUAAGAUAGUUUUAGAUCUUAUUCAUAAGCUACCUGAAUUUAAUGGAAGUUCUAAUUUGCUCAAUGAUUUUCUGGACAGGGUAGAUUCACUUGCACAUGUUGUGUCAACUUUUGAUAAUAAUACACAAUCAAUCCUUCUAGGUUAUAUUAAAGACAGAAUUAUUGGGAAAGCAAGGAUUGAGCUACAAAAGCAUGGGAGAUUAGGAGAUUGGAAUCAGAUUCGAGAAAUUUUGAAAACAAAUUUUUCUGAAAAACUUUCUGCAAAUAAACUUUUGGAUCAAAUUAGAACAGCGAGAGUAGAAAAGAAUAUUGAAGAUUUUUAUUCAAAAAUAAAUUAUUUGUUGUCUAGGUUAAAUAAUUCUUACGUCUUUACUGAAAAUGAAAACAAUGAGGCAAUCAUAACAUCAAACAAAAGAAUUGCCCUUGAAGCUUUUAAAGACAACUUACCCGAACCAACAAAAUCAAUCAUAUUAAGCAGAAAUCCUCAAUCUCUUUUUGAAGCUUAUAAAAUUAUAAGCGAAAUCAACCACCUAACUCUUGGUCCAAAUUCGUCAGGUUCGACACAAUAUUUUAGACAGCCGAAUCGAACCAAUAAUUUUAAUGCUUCGAAUAAUUAUAGAAGCAAUAAUAACCCACCCCAAGCGCAUUCAUCAAGAAAUUAUGAAGGUACACAGAGUAGACAAAAUAAUAAUUCAUCAAAUUCUUUACCACGAAACAAUUUUAGGCAAAAUAAUAACAAUGGUCAGAAUAAUAACAGUCAAAAUCAAUUAUGGCUACAAAAUAGCAAUAAUAAUUCACAAAGUAAUCAAACGCGACGUUCAAAUAGAAGUGUACAGCCUAAUAACCAAAACGGUCACGAACCUAUGGACGUUUCUAUGAAUGAAGUUGAUGAAACUCAUAACCAACCUCUAAACCCAAGCCAAAAUUUUCGACCAACUCACGAAAGAAAUUACCUUAUAUAG